Molecule: messenger RNA, 924 nt
Organism: Macrosteles quadrilineatus (aster leafhopper)
Lineage: Eukaryota; Metazoa; Arthropoda; Insecta; Hemiptera; Cicadellidae
Exons: 3
Coding region: 1-924 (307 amino acids)
Biological process (GO): DNA integration
Molecular function (GO): nucleic acid binding
Source: RefSeq, a predicted model, not a curated record
AUGUCUUCCUCCAACGCGCUGACCACACCCUCCACCUGGGACGUUUCCAUCGUCGAGGGAUCAGGCCUGGAGAGUCUUGAAGACCUCUACAUUAUCUUGAAGGCAGUGUUCCCUCAACCUAAUGUUCAGUUCUCUCAGCCGUUUAAUAACACGGUGGUGCUAGCUCUCUCAUUUUUACCCUACUACCAUGGCCUACCAGAAAUAUUGGUCAGUGACAAUGCCACAAUUUUUAAAUCUGCAGAGUUUCAAGCAUUCUGUAAACGCCAAGGAAUAAGACAACGAUUCAUUGCACCAGGAAACCCCUCUACAAAUGGUCAAGCGGAAAGAUUUUGCCAAACACUCAAGACAAAACUGAGGUGCAUGCAGUUUGAACAGGGCACUUUACAUGAAAAACUAUGUGCACUAUUAUUUCGGUACCGAGCUACACCACUGAGUACUGGUGCAUCCCCAGCACAAUUAAUGUUUGGCAGGAACUUGAGAACCAAGCUAGAUCUCUUAAGGCCUGGCGAAGAUGACAAAAAUGAGGCUCAACAACCAAUAUUUAACAAACAUUACAAUAUUUGGGAGAGAGUACAAUCAAGAAAUUACGCAGGAUCCAUUCUGUGGAAAUUUGGAACUGUGGUGGAAAGACUGGGACGACUUCACUAUCUCAUAGAAAUUGAUGAUGGCUGGGAAGGAACUAUAGACACUGAAACAUCGGGUCCUACAGCAAGCACUAUGCCUAAUAUUGAGGAAAAAAGCCCUAUACAUAACAAUGAAGCGUCAAGUACAAUCCAUCGUACAAGCAGCCGACAAGAGGCCGAAGAGCCAAGUACACAACAAGACGCUGAAGUGUCCAAUGCAAACUCACAACCAGAUGUUCCUGUCCCUAAAAUUCGCCGCUCAUUGAGAAUAAGAAAACCAAUUAAAAGGAUGAACUUGUAA